Messenger RNA from Candidula unifasciata, 879 nucleotides. The record is from the annotation of a GenBank genome assembly. NCBI's taxonomy places the organism in Eukaryota, Metazoa, Mollusca, Gastropoda, Stylommatophora, Geomitridae.
AUGUCAGCAAAUGAUAUGGUUGAUGCUCUUGGGGUGGGCGACACAGAUGAACCUGAUGCCAGAGGUCAGCCAAGGAACAGCUUGCCGAGAAUGAGUGAGUCUGCGUUUUCAUCUCUCCUUUAUAAGAUGGAUCAUCCGAACAAAGGGGUGGCAUUGAUUAUCAACAAUACCACGUUCCAUCCCAGGCUAUUCAUAAGAGGCCACAUCGGGGAUAGUAAAAGAAGUUUGCAGGAACCAAGUGCUGAUGCAGAACUCAUGGUUGACUUGUUGAAGACUCUAGGAUUUAAAGAUGUCAUGUUUUACAAAGACCAGACAGCUGCUGACAUGAAGUCAAUACUUCAAAAAGUGGCCAGCAUGGACCAUACCGACAGCGACUGCUUUGUGUGUGUCAUACUGACUCAUGGAGACGAUGGCUAUGUAUGUGCUACUGACGAUAAAAUCCCUGUGGAUGAACUGCUUCAGCCUUUCAAGGGACACUUAUGCAAAUCUCUUGCUGCAAAACCAAAGUUGUUUUUAAUACAGUCUUCCAAGGGUUUCAUGCCAGAGAAAGGAGAGAGAUCCUUUGAAAGUGCUGGAGAGGAAUCAAAUGAAGAGGAAACUGUUCGUCGCAUUCCAACAGAAGCAGACUUCUUGAUGGCAUACUCAAUGAUUCCAGCCUGGAAAAAUAUAUCAAAACCAUCUUGGUUCAUUCAGUCAAUACAUGAUGUCUUUGAGCAGAACUGGCAGACAAUGGACUUGUUGACAAUGAUCACCAGAGUCAACAAGAAAGUGGCACAGGCUUUUGAAUUAAAUGCUAACAAUGUGUAUGAAAAUCAGAACAGACAGAUCCCAUAUAUUACUUCCAUGUUAACCAAGGAUCUGUUCUUCACCACUAAGUAG